This is a messenger RNA of Lutzomyia longipalpis, 604 nucleotides long. Its product is annotated as histidine-rich glycoprotein-like. The record is from RefSeq and is a predicted model, not a curated record. Bases 67 to 372 code for a protein of 101 amino acids. Lineage: Eukaryota; Metazoa; Arthropoda; Insecta; Diptera; Psychodidae. The transcript has 3 exons.
UCACCCAAACAAGUCAAUCGCGUUCAAUUCACGAUCGUGCUAAUUAACACAUAUCACACACAAAACAUGGCCCUCCUGAGGAUUGCUACCAUCUUCGUGGUCUGCAUGCUGGCGAUGGCAGCGUGUGCACCAGCCCCAAUUUUCUUCAAGAAUAAGCACGAACAUGUUGUCAUUCACGUACCGUACCACGUUCACGAUGUCCACCAUCAUCACGUGGAGAAGGUGGCGUAUCCGGUGGUGAAGCACGUGCCCAUCUACAAGACUGUCCAUGUUCCAGUGCCAGUCUACAAGGAGAUCCACCACCCCGUACACCAUCAUGAUCUCCAUCAUCAUGAUGUUCACUACGAUGGGUGGCACGGUGGCUGGUGGUAGAGAGUACCCCUUUCUUCCUUGUGAGAUCCUCUGCGAGUGAGUCACGAAAUUCAGUGCCAAUGAUGCACAGAGUGCACCACACCUGUACAUAGUUCAAUUAUCCCUCCAAUGGGACCUCCUCAUUGACUUCAAUACACACAAAAUAUACUCCUACCAUGUUAACCAAUAUUAUUAUUAUUAUUUCUUCUGUAAGAGAAGCAAUAAAAAGAUCACGUUGAAAAUCACAAAACUA